Messenger RNA from Chaetura pelagica (chimney swift), 1563 nucleotides. It is a transcript of the gene BAIAP2, whose product is annotated as BAI1-associated protein 2. Gene Ontology annotation, biological process: plasma membrane organization; positive regulation of actin filament polymerization; actin filament bundle assembly. NCBI's taxonomy places the organism in Eukaryota, Metazoa, Chordata, Aves, Apodiformes, Apodidae. The record is from RefSeq and is a predicted model, not a curated record. Gene Ontology annotation, molecular function: cytoskeletal adaptor activity; protein binding. The coding region runs from base 13 to 1563 and encodes 516 amino acids. The transcript has 13 exons. Gene Ontology annotation, cellular component: cytosol; nucleoplasm.
CUCCAGACAAUCAUGGAACAGUUCAAUCCCAGCCUCAGGAAUUUCAUUUCUAUGGGGAAGACCUAUGAAAAAGCCUUAGCAAGUAUGACCUACGCAGCAAAAGGAUACUUUGAUGCUCUGGUUAAGAUGGGAGAGUUGGCUAGUGAAAGCCAAGGAUCUAAAGAAUUGGGAGAUGUGCUCUUCCAGAUGGCAGAAGUCCACAGGCAGAUCCAGAACCAGCUGGAGGAGAUGCUCAAGUCCUUCCACAAUGAGCUCCUGACGCAGCUGGAGCAGAAGGUGGAGCUGGACUCUCGGUACCUGAGUGCUGCGCUGAAAAAAUACCAGACAGAGCAAAGGAGCAAGGGGGACUCACUUGACAAGUGCCAGGCAGAGCUGAAGAAACUUCGGAAGAAGAGCCAAGGCAGCAAAAACCCCCAGAAAUACUCUGACAAGGAGCUGCAGUACAUUGAAGCCAUCAGUAACAAGCAAGGAGAGCUGGAAAACUACGUCUCUGACGGGUACAAGACGGCUCUGACGGAAGAGAGGAGACGGUUCUGCUUCCUGGUGGAGAAGCAGUGCGCGGUGGCCAAGAGCGCCAUCGCCUACCAUGCCAAGGGGAAGGAGAUGCUGACGCAGAAGCUGCCGCUGUGGCAACAAUCCUGCUCGGAUCCCAACAAGAUCCCAGACCGGGCUAUACAGCUGAUGCAGCAGAUGGCUGCCAGCAGCAAUGGCACCAUCAUGCCCAGCCCUCUGUCUACAUCCAAAUCCAACCUCAUCAUCUCUGACCCCAUCCCUGGUGCCAAACCUCUCCCUGUCCCCCCGGAGCUGGCACCUUUUGUAGGACGCAUGUCGGCGCAGGAGGCCCUGCCAGUGAUGAACGGAGUCUCAGGCCCAGACAGUGACGGGUACAACCACUGGUCUGAGAUGAAGCCAGCACAGCCCAAAUCUUUAUCUCCUCCCCAGCCUCAGAAGCAGCUGAGUGACUCUUACUCCAACACACUCCCAGUUCGCAAAAACGUGACACCGAAGAACAGCUACGCGUCAGCUGAAAACAAGACGCUGCCGCGCUCCAGCUCCAUGGCCGCGGGGCUCGAGAGGAACGGCCGGACGAGGGUGCAGGCCAUUUUCUCUCACGCUGCUGGAGAUAACAGCACCCUCCUGAGCUUCAAGGAGGGGGACCUCAUCACGCUGCUGGUGCCAGAGGCCAGGGAUGGCUGGCACUACGGAGAGAGCGAGAAGACAAAACUGAGGGGCUGGUUUCCUUUCUCCUACACACGGGUCCUCGACAGCGAUGGCAGCGAGCGGGUCCACACGGGCCUGCAGCAAGGGAAGAGCAGCAGCACGGGCAACCUGCUGGACAAGGACGACAUCUCCAUCCCGCCGCCCGACUAUGGCAUGGCCUCCCAGGGCUUCCCAGCUCAAGGUGCCAACACUUUCAAGCAGCGGCCGUACAGUGUGGCCGUGCCAGCCUUCUCCCAGGGUCUCGAUGACUACGGGACAAGGUCCGUCAGCAGAAACCCCUUUGCCAACGUCCAGCUGAAGCCAACGGUGACGAACGACCGCUCUGCUCCGCUCAUCAGCUGA